Diorhabda sublineata is the source of this 7921-nucleotide messenger RNA. Its product is annotated as putative neutral sphingomyelinase. Lineage: Eukaryota; Metazoa; Arthropoda; Insecta; Coleoptera; Chrysomelidae. Bases 116 to 1288 code for a protein of 390 amino acids. Gene Ontology annotation, molecular function: sphingomyelin phosphodiesterase activity. Gene Ontology annotation, cellular component: cytoplasm. The record is from RefSeq and is a predicted model, not a curated record. The transcript has 5 exons.
ACUCAUUUUCCUGUCUAUGUUUCUUUGUGACGUUGCCGUCUUGUUUGUUUGAAGGUUUUUAAAAGAUAAUUUCUAUAUGUUUAGAUUUUUCAAGUAAAUUUUGUAGAUUCUGAAAAUGACCCUAGAAUUUAAAGUGUUUACGCUAAACUGUUGGGGAUUAGCAAUUGUGUCAAAAAAUAGAAAAACUCGGAUAAAAGCAAUCGCAAAAUUUUUGUCUAAUAGUCACUAUGAUGUUGUGUGUCUUCAAGAACUUUGGCUUGAUUGUGAUUAUUUUUUGAUUAAGGAUGAGGUCGCAGGAAUACUUCCACAUUCCCAUUAUUUUUACAGUGGUGUUACUGGAUCUGGUGUUUGUAUAUUUUCCAAAUAUGUAAUUGAAGAGGUAUUCUUUCAUCAAUGGUCUUUGAACGGUUACAUUCACAAAUUACACCAUGGUGAUUGGUUUGGAGGAAAAGGCGUUGGACUUUGUAAAUUAACAGUGAACAAUCUUUCUGUAAAUAUAUAUUCAGCUCAUUUACAUGCAGAGUACAAUAGGAAAAGUGAUGAAUAUGAGGCUCAUCGUAUUUUACAGGCAUAUGAUACUGCUCAGUUUAUUUUGCUCACUUCACAGGGUGCAGAUUUAGUAGUGUUAGCUGGUGAUUUAAAUACUUUACCAGGUGAUAUUGCAUAUAGGUUGUUAACAUCAAUUCCUGGUCUUGUAGAUGCCUUUGACAGUGCCGAUGUUCCAAGAGAUCAUGUCGCAACAUGCGAAAGUCUUAGAAACAGUUACACUCCUGGUAGAUUGGUCAAAAAUAAAACACAAGGACAAAGGAUAGAUUACAUCAUGUUUCAUCCAGGCUCAAAACUUCAAGUAGAAAUGAAAAAUUAUAAAUUACCUCUACCAGAUCGUGUUCCCCUCCAUUCUUUCAGUUAUUCAGAUCAUGAAGGAGUAGAAGCAACUUUUGAAAUUAGCAAACAAGCUAUUUUAAAAUCUUCUAGAAAUGAAAACGAUGUUAAAAACGUACUGGAUGAAUGUGAGACAAUUUUGAACCGAGCUCUGAAUAACCUUGUAACUCAUAAGAUAAUAUAUAUAUUUUUUAGUAUUUUAUUACUGUUUGGUUUGAUAAUUACAUUUAUAAUUGAUGUUCCUGCUGGAUUUGUUGUAGUUUAUAAUAUUUUCAGAGUUAUCAUUGGUAUAUUGUUUGUUUUUAGUAUAUUGAUGGGAACUAUUUGGAAUAAAAUCGAAAAACAUGGAGUACUUGCCGUGAAAUUAGCUAUAGAAAAAUCACUUAAACGACCAACCGAAUUGUGACAUAUUGUUUGAUAUACUACUUGAUUUAUCAAAGGACCAAAUAAACUGACUAUAAAAUAAAAUAGACACAUUUGUUUAUCAAUACUUAUCUAUAAAGAAAUUGAGUAAUGGAAAGUUAAUACAUCCAAGGUCAUUAAUGUUGUGAUGAGUGUCCAAUUACAAAAUCAUUAGUUUGAAAUAGCAUGUGACGAAUAAAAUGGACAGUAAAAAAUCGCUGAAUUAAUUUAAUAAUAUUUUGAUAAUAUGCCUUUAUAAUUAAGAAUAUUUAAGUUGGGUCAAUUAUGGUUAACCUGCUGUUGGAAAACGGGUUCUAAAGUUUUUGAUAUAACUCUAGCAUUGAUUGAGUGAUUAAUUUUUCAUCUGCUUCUAGUAAAAACUAUUAGUCCGAUUUUAUUUUAUAGUUAGCUGAUAAAUAUAAGUUACCAAAUGUUGUCAUUUUUAAUCAAAAAUUAAAAAGAAACUAUUAGUAAAGAGAAUGUUUUAUGAUGGCACUUUUGUUACUUCUACUAAAAGGAACUGAUUGUUUUUGUGUAUAAUUUAUUUGUUGUAUUAAUACCUAUUUUUGAAAAUUAAAAUAUUUUACUUCCAAUUAUUAUAUUGACUUAAAAUUUGACACACCUUAUUUCCAAUGACAUACAUGAAUCAAAUAAGAAAUUGACAAAAACAGUUGGGUCAUUUAGUAAUAAUUCAAUAGAAAUAAAUAUUUUGUUUCAUGGUUACAAAAAAGCGUGACGAACUAUCUGGUCAUCAAUAUACAACCUCGAGUUCGUUGGAUGAGAUCUCGAAAAAAAAAAAGCAUUUUUCAAUUUUCUGUAAUUUUUUUUCUGUCCUUAGUUUAUUUUUAAAUAUUAAACAUUGAAAACUUUUAAAAGAAUCGUACAGUUUGGUGAAUUUCAUUCACAAUAUACAUUCAUGUAAUCUUUUUCAAUAUUUCGAUUCUAAUUUAAUCCGAUGACUUAUAGAUGAGUUUGACAUCUUUCAUUUCAAAUUUACUCCUAAUUUUUCUUAAAUUUCAAUAAUAUAAAACCAAAACUUGAGUCCUAGUAAAGUUUCUAAGUAAUGCAGCCUAAAGUUAAAACAGAGUUGAGAAACAAUCUAAAUCGUGACAAUAGUAUGAGAUAUUGGCGGUACAACACAAUGAUACCACUUUUUGAUGAUUCUCUUUAGAACUUAUAAAUUUCUAAACUAUCGAAUAACAAAAUUACAGUAAUACAAUUUUUUUUAUUAAUUUGUACCUAUCUUUGUUCUUAUCAGUUUUUGAUUGCCCUGUAGCUUAACUAGGAUUCAAGUUUAGGCUUUAUUAUCUAAAGUUUAAUUCACAUUCAAUUGUUUUUGAAAGUUUUAUUAAUAUAUUAUUUACUUUGUAGUAUAAAUUUAAGUAAAGUGUUUAUCGAUUAUUAUAUUAUGAGAUGUGAAUUCAAAUAAAAAUGUUGCUACUUAACAAAAGUCAUGAUGGUUAGGUUAGAUUUCAUCAACUUUGAGUAAAACCCAAAUGCAUUUAUUAUAACCCUCAAUAAUCAUCAACUUAUGUUAUUACCGACAAUUUUAUUUUAUAUUUUAAACUUUUUAAGCACAAAAAUUGUUAUUUUAUACUUUUCUUGCCCUUAUUUGAUAAAAUUUUAAACAGUAAGUAUGGUCAAGGGAACCAAGAAAUUUAAUAAUCAAUAAUUGAAAUAACUUACACAUAUGAUAGAUACUAUUUUGUUGCAAAAACUUUAAUAAUUAUUUCAAGGUUGAUUCUAAUAUUCUAGUAUUGUAUUCGAAGGCAUAUGUAUGGACGUAUAUGCUAACCCAUAUAACAUACCAACUUGACUUUUUUUGGCUGUAAUUAUUUUUUAGCUAUAAUUUAUUUAUUUUCAAAUGUAAUAUCUCAUUCAUAUAGAUUUCCGUUCAAUUCAAAGCAAUGUCAGCCCAUUAACCAGUGCUCAAUUUUCCUUUAAAGUUUUACUAAACACUUGUAUGUAUGUAUGUAGAUAGUGGGGUAUCAUAUACAUUGGGACCCAAAGGAUCUUUUGUGUCCCCCUUUCUUGCUACGAUACUCGAGAGCCCACUGUUUACAGCUGAUCUGUUAAUUCCACUUCUUUUAGAAAGUUUAGAAUAUGGGAUGGCUGUAGAGAUCUUUGUCUUUUAUUUCUUACGCUCUCAGGUCUGGGGCUCUGGAGUUUUUUAGUGUUUCACACUUUGAGAGAAUGUCCUAUGUGUACAAAAUACAUAUUAUCAUACUAUAUAUUUAUUAGUCACUAACAUUAUAUAUACUUACUAGAAGUCGUUAGUCUUCUUUAUUCUAGUGAUUGACACUUUGCUUGCCAACUACUUCCAGAAGUUCCAUUUAUUAACUUAUUAUUAUUUAUAUUCCAGAGUGUAAAGUUUUGGUGGAAACAUAAUUUUUCACUUGAUUAUAUAAUACCUAUUAUCUAGUCUUUUUCAAUUUGAUCUUGUAAGUUUUUUGGAUUUUUUUAAUAUAUAUUAUACAAUAAGGAUGAUGUGGAAAACUUUGCUAAAUGAAUAAUUUCAUAUUUUACUACUGACUCAAUGAAUCAAAAUAAAUUUUUACUAUCCAUUUUUUAUAGGGUUUUUAUUGACUUAUUGAGAAUUUAAAAAAAUUGUAAAAAAUCAGAAUUUCAAUAAAUUAUGGCUGGUAAAGUGGGGUCUACAAACCACUUCAAAAAAAGUAGUUCCGAGAAAAAUGUUCCACUCUACCGGCUUAGUCUCUACGUCACAAAAUCUGCUGUAUCUCCAGAAAUAAUGUGAAUUUUUUAAAAUCCGUUUAAGAACAUAUUCUUAAGGUUAAAGCUUUGAAAAUAUACAAGAAAAAAAAUAGACUUUUUUAAAUCUCUAGAUAAAAAUACCCACUUAACUAUUUCAAAUUGAUGUAAACCGAAGAUUAUCAAAUCUUAUAAAUCUCGUGUUUUGUAUUAUUGCAAUAUGCAUAAUUUGAACUAUGCAUUUUUUAUUACAAACAGUAGUUUGUUUUCACCAAACGAAUCCAUAAUUGAAAACCAUCUAGUACAGUCAGUUUUUGUUUGAUGUAACAGCUGAAUGAUUCAGUGUCAGAGCAAAUUUUUCUUGUUUUUCAUUUUGGGUUUGGAAAAAAGUGGUUUCAUAUAGAGAUUUCUUAAACCUAUGACGAUUAAUUAACCGUGACAAUUCAUUACAAUUCUUUUAUCAUAACUUGUCAUCUUAUGUUGGAUUCAAUGAAAAGAAUCAGCCGGAAUAUACCUGCACGUAGCAGUGUUUUUCCUAAAUACAUCAAAUUCUAGCCGCCAGACAGUGUAAUUGUGAAUAUUGGUGUAGUGGUAGUGUAAACAAUGUGUUCAGUAUAAAUAUCACCAAUGGUUCCAAAAGUUGAAUGGUUGAAUAAGUUACAUUACAAUUAAUUUAAUCUGGAUGGUAAUUUAGCAUUCGUUUCCCGAAAAAGUAGCAUACAUGCAGAGCAUGACGGCGUAAACCGUGUUCUCAUCGAGCCUAUUAGUACGGAAUAAAUUGAAUUUUCAUUGGAAUACUUAAAACUAGAAAGUUUUAUUACAUUAAUGUACUUCUGAAUUUAAUAUUGUGACAUCUGUGCAUAUUUCUGCUGAUAAAUUCAAACUAAAAUUAAAUUUAAUAAUUAUGAAAAAUAGUAUUUAAAAAUAGGAGUUUUUUAUUGAAAUUGAACCAUAAAUAUGUGCCCUUGAAAAACCUUGGUAUAAAUUAAUUAAAAGGAACUCCUCAAUUCCUCAGUAGCUACAUUCAUUAUUAGUUUCUAGCUUUUCGAUAAUAUUUUCUUUAUUUGUUUCAUUAGAAAUUUAUAUUUAUAACACUGUUAAAAUUAAGUUGAAAAUUUAAGGUUUUUAUUAAUUCCAUUCAUUGCUGCCAAUAAAAAUUAAGAGUAUUAUUGGUCAGAUAAACAAUACUUAAUGUUUCCGUAUUAGUUACUUGAUAAAAUGUACUUAAUAUGACAUAUUUUUAUUUAAUUUAACUUAUAAGUAAAAGAAUGAAGCAUAAUAUUGUCAGUCUUCCAAAUAAAUAUCAGUAAUUGUAUUGUUUAAUGUCUUUGAAAACUUGUAUGUUGUAGAAGUGAUCAUGCUGAUUAAUAUACCGAUAUCUUUCCAUGCAAUAUUUCUUAGAACCGUUUAUCCAGUCUUUUUUUACACUUGACAAAUAUAUGUUAUUUGUAUGAUAUAUUUUCAUAUAGAUUUGGAGCAAUUCAUUAGUCACAAAAGUGAAGUCAGAAUGAAUUCACAGUAGAAAUUUUUCGAGCUUAUUAACAAUCGAAUGCAAUUAUUAACCUAACCUAACUCUGAUGACUUUAUGUUCAAUUAGAAAAUCAAUAUUUGCAUAUAUUUGACAAAUGUAAACAAACAAAGAUUCCUUAGAUAGUGAUGUCAUCUUAAUUGGAUAAACCGUUUCUGAGAAAUAUUGCAUGGAAAGGAAUCAGUAUAUUGAUUGAAUUUUUAAUAUAAAAAAAACUAUGUGAAGAUAUGAUUUCCGCGCCCCAUAUAUGCAUAUCAAAUUAAUCAACAUGAUCACCUCUACAACUCACUAAAUUUUUAUGCUAUCGAAGCUGUGAGGAUUAAACGAUACAAAUACCUAAAUAUCAAUAUUUUUGAAAAUUGUAAUAAAUAUACGUACAACUAAAAAUGUAAUGCGUUUUUUUUUUAAUUUUUACUUUACAUUUUAAACCUCCCCCACAAAUUUACUGGAUUCAAAUAAUUAUUGAAAACAUUUUUUAUGACCCACCAUUGAUUUAGUUUAUAAAAUUGGAAAAAAAAUCAAAAUCUAUCCAUAUAUUUUUGUCACAGCAUAUAUUUUGUUAGUUAAUACAUAUUCUUCGAAAAUAGAAGAAAUUGAUCAAUCUAAUAACAUAAUAAUAUAUGAUGAAUAUUAUUACCUAUUAAAGACACUCUAUUACUAUAAUCCAAACACUAUCAUACUUUUUAACAGACAUUUUGAGAAUUUGAAAAAGUUUUAAUAUUACAAUAAAUUAACUCAAUUUGUUGGCUAUUCUAAUUUCCCAUUAACAAUGUUGCAGCUGUAAAAUUCACAAGGAAUAUGUACAGGACCUUACUACUUGUAGUCUAUGAUAAUUUUUUCAAACGCCCAGUCUAUAAUUAUUAUAAUUUUAUAUCAACAAUUUCAUAAAAAGUGUAAUUAUUAUUGUUACUUUAUUCAAUAUUUCUGUUCGAUAUUUUCUAAUAAAUUCAUUUACUAAAACUUUGAGUGUUUUAUUUAGUUAUCUAAUAUGAAUGGUGCAAUUACCUCUGAGCAGAAAUUCACAUUGUAUUGAAAAUACAAAAUUUUAACUCAUCCUACUCUAUUUUUUUUUUAUCAAAUAUAUUAUCAUACAGUACGAAAUCGGAACAAAAUCCAAAAUAUUUUUUAUAAUACGAUCCGCCGAGUUCGUAACAAUCUGUAAUUAAAAUUUUUCUGUCUCAGUGUUAAAUUAUUUCCAGAGAAAGGUUUCAGAAAGUAUGGUUUCAAAGAAAAUGCGUCAUCUCCAACUAUGAAUGUUCCUUCUGGAAGAAUAGCAUUUUCCAGAUUAGUAAACAUUUUAGUAGAAUUGCGAAAAACUCCACCAUCAGAUAUUCUUCUAUUGCAGCCAACAUCGAUUUAUUUGAAACAGUAAUUAUGAUCUACAAUGGCCAUGAGCACAAUACUAUUGGUUACUUGGUAAUUGUAAUACAAGCUUCCAGCGUCAGCCGGUGCCUUUAAAACUAUAUGCUUCCCAUCAAUUGCACCACAAAACUCUGGAAUAUUCUACCGAUCGCGAAAUCCCUUUUCGACUACUUUCCAUUCGUCUCUGUCUCGUGGUGUCUGUGAAAAUAAACAUAAUAAAUAAUAGUAGAACCAUUAUUAAUACAGUGGACUCCCGGUAAUCCAGAUGUAAUUCGACAUGCCUAUCACUGUUGAAUAUAGAAACACAAACAUUAUUUUUAUAAUAAAACGUAGAACGGGAAAAAUGUAUUCGUUUAUUUUUAUUUUCACAUAUGAAGUCGCUGGCUCUACUUGUUAUGUACAUAUGUAUUUUGAUUUGUAAUUUGUCGGAUUACUAGGUACUCUUUUUCAAAAAAUUCGACUAUAGAGGGUCUUAGACAGUACUCUUAAAUUCGACUAUAGAGGGUCUUAGACAGUACUCUUUAAUCCGAAAGUCCGAGACCUUUGUGGAGGCUGGAAUAGCAUAUCCCAUGAUAGUAUCAUUCUUUUGAAUAUAUAAUUUGAUUGUCUAACAAAAUAUCAAAUGACUCCUCGGAUAUCCUGAAGGCAUGAAAUUAUUCUCUUGAAUGUUCUAAAGCCAGUUCUUUAAUAGGCAUCUGGUGGUUCCAAUAUCAUUUCUUCUACUAAUCCAUUUUCUUACCCAUAUACGUUUGGGCUUUUGUAUUUCUUCCAAACAUAUACUGCUAGUUUCGUUAGUAAUAAGUUUUAAUAUUGAUCGAAAAAUAUUUUUGUUUGUAACUUGUCGUUUUGGUUAAUUUUAAAAUUUUUGAAAACUUACUACUGAGACUCGACUUGCUGCUAAUCGAUUUCAACUAAACACUGGUCCGUGUAAACGAUCGUUUUGGCUCGAUUUGAUUGAGCAAACUCUACUAAUUAACUUCACUUGUGUGGACAGUAAACAAACUCGACUAAAUUACUUUACACUACUAAAUCACUAGC